AUGAACGAUUUCCAGGACCAAGGGAUGGGGAUACUGUCUGUAACGAUACGGUAUAACGCCAGAGACGACAAGGUGGUGGGGUACAUUGUUGCGGAUCUCGGAGCUUUCGACCACACAGCACUUUACGGUAUCACCUCUGAAGCCGAGAGUUUUCAGAAUCAUCCGCUUUUGAUUCCAGUUCUUGCGCUGGAGAGAGCACUUGAGGUCUUAUGCUGCGAUCUUGAAUUCUACUGCAUCCACACCGUUCGCGAAAACGUCCCCUUGGACCGCGAGUACUCCAAAAAGGUUCCGAAAUUCCUCGCAUGGGAGCUGGAGCUUCAGCACGAAUGGUUGCCGUCCUCACCAACACAGCAAUACUCCAUGGCAUCGACGCUGCUGAUCACCCGGGUGAAACGGGCAUUGGCUUUCAUAGAACAGUUCACUCGCUUCGCUGAUGAUAUCACCGGAAGAAUGUCCGCGUGGCAAGCCGGGGCUUUUCAUAAAGUUGCCCAAGAAGAUUCCGACUUCAAUAAGGAGCUUAUGAGCCAGGGCAAGAGAGACAGCUCCACUAUGAAGUUCCUCGCUUUUCUCGGGACUAUCUUCUUGCCAUUGACAUUUGUCUCUUCUUUCUUUUCCAUGCCAGUCUUUGACUGGCGCACUUCGACUGCAGAUGGCUUUGUUGGGUCAAGGUUCUGGCUUUGGUGGGCGACCGUGCUUCCGUUGACGGCGGCAACUGUACUUUUGAUGUACCUGUGGAUCAGAUUGAAGCUUGGAAACCAAGGCAAGGAACAUGUUUAUGUUUAG
This is a messenger RNA of Lasiosphaeria miniovina, 783 nucleotides long. RefSeq lists its product as uncharacterized. The transcript has 5 exons. The record is from RefSeq and is a predicted model, not a curated record. Lineage: Eukaryota; Fungi; Ascomycota; Sordariomycetes; Sordariales; Lasiosphaeriaceae. Bases 1 to 783 code for a protein of 260 amino acids.